Messenger RNA from Trichophyton rubrum CBS 118892, 1557 nucleotides. RefSeq lists its product as uncharacterized. Lineage: Eukaryota; Fungi; Ascomycota; Eurotiomycetes; Onygenales; Arthrodermataceae. The transcript has a single exon. Bases 556 to 1557 code for a protein of 333 amino acids. The record is from RefSeq and is a predicted model, not a curated record.
GUCAGUGACGUUGCCACUGCAGGCGAGGUAUCUUCCGCCGCCCUUCACUCGCCUUUCUGAGCCAAACGGCCUUCACAGAGAGGAUUAUGGGUAGCCGGAGGUCAUGGAUAUUGCCCUCUAUGCGUGUCACGGCCUCAUCAUGGAAGAAUCUGGCAAUAAAAGAGGGGGAGAAGAGAGGUAGGUGGCAUCGAAUUUCAGGGGGCUGGUAAAGGAGGACAUCUAAAGAGUCACAGCCAGCGUUCAAAACUCUCCAGCGCUGAGUUCCAGUUACCAAACUUCCGUCUUCUUCUUCUUCUUCUUCUUCUUCUUCUUCUUCUUGUUCUUGUUCUUCCUGCUCCUUUCCUCCUGUUCACCACCCACCUUUGCAUCUUCAGCUUCGUCAGAUCUAUAUUCAACCCUUCUUGUCCCCCCUUGGGAGAGUAAACAGGUGUGUACUCUCUUCCUCGACUCGCAGGCGUCACAUUUUGCCUCAUAACUGAUAAACGGCUGAUUUUCCGCAGAAAAAGGGCAAAUACAGCACAGUUCUACCGGUUCAAGGAACAGGGAUAUCUCAAAAUGGUCUCUCCUUUCAUCAUAGAUUCGGCCGCUCCCAUAGCAAAUCUAUCACCUGAGAGCGCCAGAGAACCAGCAAAAAAGAAACAAAAAGUGGUGCCAGGGCUGGAACCCGAGUACUUUGCCUCACAGGAGUCGUUCACCUCCGAGUAUUUCCCCUUGGAAGGCCCCUUUGGGGGAAAAGUUCCUGCUACUGUUCCCCUAGCAGCAGUGAUCUGGAGAGACUACUGCGAUGGCACACAUCUCCUCCUGGACAAUGACAAAAACAAAAUCAAAAUCAGCAUGGACAGCGGCGAGCCUGGCAUCCAAUUCAAGUAUAAAUGCCUUAACGCGAUGAUUAUCAACUUCCCCAAGGGCUUGCCUGAAAACUUCGCCGAUGUUUUUGCGGAAUUGGCAGCCGCCCGCGUCCGCUACUUUGCAACUCAUGAGGUUUACAGGAAAGAAAAGAGGGCUCUGGAAGAGUCAGAUGCUAUUACCCAGCAACUCCACAUGAAACAACGGGAUAUACACUCCAACCCGGGCUAUUAUGAGCCGAAUGCUGCAGAGAACAACAGUAUUGCACUGAAGGAGUGUGUUGCAGAAUGCGAGUAUCAACGAGGGCACUUCGAAAACAGAAAAAAUUCCCUCGUAUCUUCCGCUCAAUUAUUCAUGGAAGCAAAGGAAAAGGCAAUGCCCUUCGUGGUUCGACUCCAGAAAUUUUAUGCCGAUAUGAAAGAAGCCUACAGCAAGGCGAAGGAAGCCGAAGCCAAAAGACUCGAACAAGAGAAGGCCGAGAAAGAAAGGCGCCAGAAAGCAAUAGCCGAAAAGGAGAAAUUGGCCAAGCAGAAACGUUCCAGGGACAGGGUCGUGAAGGAGAGACGCCAAAGGACCGAUGCAGCUACGAAAGCACGUUUGGACCAUGACGCCAGAGCUUGGGCCGAGUAUUUGGCAAGGAGCGAGCGCAUGCGAAACGGAGCCAACGAUGCUGCUAAACAACACGGUGGAAAGCAGGUCAACCUUCAAUAA